This is a messenger RNA of Drosophila suzukii, 7453 nucleotides long. RefSeq names its product pneumococcal serine-rich repeat protein. Lineage: Eukaryota; Metazoa; Arthropoda; Insecta; Diptera; Drosophilidae. The record is from RefSeq and is a predicted model, not a curated record.
CGCCGAGAACGGUUAUCGCGUCUAAUCGAAUUUGGCUUAAGUUCGCAGCAAAUAGUCAGGCGAGAAAAAGAGCCAGGGAAAUUCGCUGGGAAACCAGAGGAUGCGGAAAAGCGUCGAAAUUCCUACGAAAGAUGUGUGAUUGCGCCAUCGUUACUUUUUUUCUGUGCUCGAGUGUUAAGCCCGGCAAGUGAACCAGUUUUGCCUCUGCGGUUUUUAUCACCCCGGAUUCCAGACUCCGGACUUCUGGAGCUGGUGCUCCAUUUAAAGGAUAUUCCAUGCCGAUGCCGGAAUAAAUAGCAUCGAGGAGCGACACUGGAAAACGGUUACGGAAUGGAUGCGCGCCGGCAGAAACGACUUGGCCCAGCGCCAAUUGCAUCCUUCGAAAAGUCAUUCGAGGACAAUGCCACGACAAAUGCACCGCAGCAGAGCCAGCACCAGCAGGAGCAACAGCAUCAGCAUCCUGGCCAUGCGGCGAUGAUGGAGCAAAGUGUGCGAAACCAGACAACGAUGUCGACGACGACGAAUCGCAAUAGAACCGCCGGCGGCAUAGAAGCAGCCAGCAUAGCCGCAUCCACAUCCGCAAGUGCAAAUGCAGCCACCUCCGCAUCCGCAUCCGCAUCCGCAGCAUCUGCAGCAUCCGCAUCCACCUCCUCCUCCUCGUCGUCAUCGGUUUCAUCGGCCACUUGCUCGGCCACGAUUGUCCAGGCGAAACAGCGACCUCCGCCGCUGAAAACGGCGACGACAACGGUGACCACCACUUUGGUGAGCAGCAGCGAGGGCGGUCAGCCCAUCCCACCCACCGCCCAUCCAGGUGGCGGUCCGGGGGGCAGUGGUGCGGGCGCGGGCGCAGGGGGUGGUACUUAUCGCGGUGCCACCCUGACCACGCCCUCAACGCCCCGCAUCGAGCUAAGUCGCGCCUCCAGUUCGUCGCAUCACGAGGAGGACAGCCGGGAAAGCAGUCCGGAAAAUGUAUUCGAGCAGGUCGGCACUGGCACCCUACAGGAAACGAUUGGCCUUGGCUUUCGGGAGGACGGCGCCCUCGAGCUGCGCAGCUCCACCGAGGAGCUGUACUUCAUGGAUGCCGAGCAGAAGAAGGAGGAGCAGGAGCGGAUCCAGCAGCAGCAGCAGCAGGCCAAGCGCUCGUCGCCGCACAUCUUCAAGUUCGACGACCACCAGAGCUACCUGCAGCAGCACCAGCGCAAGGAUUCGGCCAGCUCGGAGGUGGCCGCCCUGCUCUGCAUCUCCGGUCGCACCAGCCGCAUCUCCAGCGUGGGCAGCCAGGGAUCGGCGGUGAGUCGCCUCUCGGCGAUAUCGGGUGUCUCGCGCUCGCCCUCGCCGCAUCGCAUGCUGCUGGAGACAUCCUUCUGCGGCCCCAAACCCGUCGAGCUUGGAGCCGGUACUACCGGUGUUGUCAGUGGUGGCGGUGGUGGCAGUGGUGCCUCCACGGCAGCCAGUUCCGCCCACAGUCAGUCGGCGGAGGGAAUGCCAGGUGCCGGAACAGUGGCGGCAAAUGCUGCACUGUUGGAGCAACUCCUCUUGGCCCGGAAACAUGAUCCCACCCAGGCGGUCCUCGCCGAGGGCAUCAAGGUCCUGCCCCCCGCUCCAACGGCAGCCGCUUCAAGUCGCAGCCGGAGCAGGCAACCAGCCAGUUCGAUGGCUAACGGGGAAAGGAUGGCAGAGAAGGAGCCCAAGACGAAGGCCACAAUUGGCGCCCAACGCAGAAGCACCAAGAGCCCGGGUCAAAUGGUCGUGGGCAAGACGGCCAGCGGAACGGAGUACAUAAGGAUUAAUCUGCGGCCGGAUCACAUGUACAGUGACAAGGGCAUCGCCUCCAAUGAACGGGUGGUGGAGGCACCCAAUCAACUGGCACCGGUUUACUCCAAGCCCGCCUCGCUGAGUUUGCAGGGUGGACCCAUCGAGGAGCACCGUCUGACCCCCACGGCAAGUCCCAAGCCAGGCCGACGACUGGCCAGUCGCUCACCCUCGCCCGCAACUGGCGGAGGAGCAGGAGGCGGAGGAGGAACAGUCUCCCGCAAGAGCUCCUUCAGCUCACUCUUCCGGCUGGGCAAGGACUCACCGGAUUCGCCCAGGGAAACGGCUCGUUCGCGUAGCAAAAGCAAAGAGCGACCCGCAACCGCCUCGGGUGGAUUGGGCGGAGAACGUGGUGGCGGAGGAGGAGGAGGCGGUGGCUCCCAGAAUGUGACUCCCAGCAAGCAAAAGUCCGUAUUGGCCAUCUUCAAGCCAGGAAAGAGGGGUAGCCAGAGCAGCAAGAGCUCAUCGCCGAUAGAGUCCAGUGUGGAGCCAGUUCCACCGCCACCACCACCCGCACCCGGAUCAGGAUCUGGGUCCGCCAAUCGCAGUCGCACUCCCGCCGGAUCUCGGCCAGGAAGUCGCCUGCGCUACUACGACGAGCCCGUGGAGGGGGUCAUCCAUAUACCGCUGCACACGCCGCCCGAGGAGCGGGAGGCUCGAACCCUGCUGCAGGGCAUCCAACAGCUGACCCAUGCGGCCCAGGCCAGCAUGGAUCCCUCGCCGCUGCCCACCCACCGAGCUCCACCGCCCGCAUCCGCCCAACCGGUGGUGGCCUCCAGUACCCAGAUCACGACCACCCAAUUGGCGGCCGCAGCAGCUGCACUGCGUCCGGUGGCCCAGAGGAGGGUGGCCCAACGACCCGAUCUGGAUGCCAUACAAUCGCUGCCCAGCCAGGAGGAUCCACCCGGAAUAGGUGCCUCGGGGGAGGAGCAGGCGCUUCAGCCGGCGGAGCAGGCCAACUGGAGCCUGGAGGUGCAGCGGCACAGUUCGCAGGACUCGCAGGAGACGACGGCCGAGUCGGUGGGCUCGGUGGUCAGUGCCCGGGCCGCCAAUCUCGCCCAGCAGCGGGAGCAGGCGGUGGCGGCGGCCAUGCAGCGAUUGCCCUCGGUGGAGAGCACCCAGAGUGCCUGCGAGCCGAGACUGGUGCACACGGUGGCCACCGUGAAUCCAGCUCCCAAUCCGGAUGCGGAGGCGGCGGCCAAGGAGCGAAGGCGCCUGCUGUUCGCCACUCGCCUGGGCUCCGGCAGCCAGGAGCAGCUCUUCUCCACCCAGUUCAGUAUUUCAAAGACCGAGAGCCAGUCCAGCCAGCUGUCGGAGCAGGUGGAGCACUCUGGUUCAGAGACAACGACGGAGGGAUUGCAGCGCCAGGGAACCGUGAUCCGGAGAGUGGAGGCGACCUCCUCCUCCACCGGCCCUCCGCCGCCGCCACCGCGGGGAGUCUACAGUUCGGAGGAGGAGCAGGGCGGCGGCGGCGGAGGAGGAGCCGGUGCGGUGGUGAUGCGCUCCAAGCACAAAUCGCGUCCCAGUUCGGAGGACGAGGCUGCUCCGGCGACGGCGGCUCCAGCGGAUCUGCGCCACUCCCGCUACCUGGAGAACUUCGAUGUGCGCCGCAAGCUGCACGAGAAUCUCACGGAGGCGGAGUUGGGUCGGAUGGCCGAGUUGCCAGGUGGUCAGGUGCCCAUACCCAGGAAGCCCAAGCGACAGAGUGUUGCGGAGUCAAGACGUGAAACCACUAGCUACAGUUCUGGAACUGCCACGCCCACCACUCCCACACCCACCGCAGUGGGUAGUGUGGCUCCAGCUAGGCAGCCACCGAGCUCUGUGACCACUCCCACAAGCUCAGGAGUUCCAGUGACCACGCCACCCGCCUCCGCCGCUGCUCAAGCUUCCACUUCCUUUGCGGCUUCCCCGGGCAGCACCUUCUAUGAGCCACCCAGCACUUCCUACAGGGAUCCAACCGGCACUGGCCAUAAGGAACCACCAAGCACUUCCUUCAGGGAUCAAGUCAUCACUUGCCGUCACGAUCCCCUGACCUCCAGCACUCCGGAUCCCAUGGCAAUGACCUCCCCGCCACCGGAACGUCGUCACUCGCAGUCGACGGAUGAGCAUGAGCCCAUUGAGUCCUCGGAGAGCGAACGGGACUCUGACAUGGCCGGUAGCUCCUCGGUGACCACUGCCGUCCCGGCGGGCGCCGAGGCGGGCGGUCGCCGGCACCACAACUUUCCGCGCAACGUGUGUGUCAUCGAGGAGCACGAGAGCACUGGUCUGGUGUCCCAGGAGUCGUUCGAGGACGAGCUGCCCUACAUACCCACCACGCUGCCCGAGGAGCGUGCCCAGGGUGUGCCCAUCAUCCCCAUGCGGGAGCGGGCCAACAUGGAGCUCAAGACAUGUCCGGUGGACAGGCCGAGAUCCACCACGCCGCUGAAUCCCUCACAUCUCGAGGAGUACUGCACGGGGAUAAUGACGCCGCAGGAGGUGACACCCGGUGGUGGUCAUCAGGAAAUCGAUGGGGGAGGCGGUGGGGGAGGAGUCACCGCGGGUGGAGGAGGAGUCACCACCGGCACUGCCGGACCAGGUGCUCCAGUGCGUGGCGAGAAGCUAAGGAUCAGCUUACCUCGCAAGGAGUCCCUUGGCAAGGAGCGCAUUCAGAACUCCAAGUCGCCGCGUCGCGUGUCCAACACCAGUGGCAAGACCUGGUUCGAGUUCGCCGAGGAGGGUCUGCGAGCCAACAAUAACCUGGAGCGCAAGGACUCCGCCAAGCAGUUGCUCCCGGUGGUCACACCACCAGCAGCAGCAGCACCACCACCACCACUGGCUGCUCCCUCGCAUCUGGAGGAGCCGAAGCCGAAGGCGUCGACCCAGCGCAAGCUCUCCGGCCACUGGAUCGACUUCGAGAACAUACCUGAGAAGCGGAAGCCGGCCAAGCGGAUCACCACCUUGCCCAAGGAGACGCUGACGAGCAGUGUGGCCGCCACGGCAACCACCAGUUCCUCCUCCGCCUGCGGCAGUGGCCACCAUCGAUCCGGCACUGGAGCCGGCACUGGCCACCACCAUCACCACCAGCAUCAUCAGCAGCAGCAGCACCAGCAGGCAGCGAAAUCGCAUCAGGAUGGGGGCGACAAGCUGCACUACAACUAUGUGAAGCCGGAGGAUUGCCAGUGCGAGUGCCACGAGGCGGAGCGCGGCGAAUCCUCGACAGCAACGGCCGGCGGCGGAGAUACCAGCACGGAGACGGGCACUGGAACGGGCACGGGAACGGGCACGGGCAGUGAGUCGCUGGCCUCCGUGGAGCUACUGCAGCAGGGCGAGGACAUGUUGCCACUGCUCGAACCCGACACCUCGGCGGAGGGCAGGAUUUACGGGGACGAUGAACAGGCGCCUCUGGUCCGUCACAGUGGCAAGAGCCUGUCCAAUCCCAGGGUGACCCAACACGAUGAGUUCCCACGCCGGGAUGAUGGUUCAAGUCCUCGUAAUCGCAGGUUCCCCGACCGAAAGUAAACGUCUUCUCUUCUUUGGUUCUUUGGUUCGAACUGGAACGGUUCUUCAUAGAUCUUCAGGGUAGCUAAGCCGGUAAUCUAUCUCUAUGUAAGUCGAGUCACUAAACUAAGGGCCAGCCUUUGCUCCUGGCCUAUAUCCUUAAUGUACCUCAAGCAGAGUGGUUGUUAUACGUGCAGAAGCCGAGGGACACUGAUCGCUAGACAAUGAUGCGUAUUACCUUUCGACUCGAUUAGCUAAAAACCAAAUAAAACUCUAAAUGGAAUAUUAUUAAAAGAAAAUACAAGAUAAUAUGCAUACGAUACUCGGUACUACAAUACAUACAUACAUAUAUAGCUCAUGAAUGUACAUGGUUAGGGUAAUUUUUUUGAUAGCAACAAUUACAACACUCACUCUACAUAUAUAGCAAUCCUGACGGACCGAAGGGUCCAUUUCCCUAGAAACUUUUCGCUGGCAAUUUUUACUAUAUGUGAUCUCAGACAAAGUGUUAUACAUGCAUACGAGGCGCGUUGGACAUCCGAUCGGAUUCUCUAGCUGUAAGUCGGUGUAUUUGUGUGUAGUUUGUUAACUAGCUCAGACAAAUCCGGAAUCCCGAAUCCCUAGAGUCCAAAAACCAGAAACCAGAAUCCUUAAUCCCUAGGCUUAGUCACUAAUCUCUUCUAUAUCGGUGUCUGUGUCCGUUUCUAUGCGUGCGUCUGUGUGUGUGUGUUUUGGAGAUCCAUAUCUCUCUGUAGCACCACCCUCCCGAUUUCGACCCAUAUCCCUAGGAGUCUCACGAUGAGACACAUUAAACGAUCUAUGAACGAGUUGUAAUCGUUUUCAGUUGGUCAAAAUACAAAAAGAAAAUACACAAAAAGUAGCCUGAUUCAUAUAGCCUUUAGUUGAGUUCGAAGCGUUAGUUAGUUAGUCAGCCCCGAUUUUGCCGGGUGUGUUGUAAAUACAUAAGUCUAAACUAGAUUACAGUAUUCGAUACAAAAGGGAUUUUGACGUUGACAUUUUUUUUUUGCGGUCCAAAGAAAUUCCGCCAAAAGUUUGUGAACUUUUAAAUGCUUAUAUUAUAUACGGGAAUAUAAUUAUAAAGCCAACAAACUGCCAGCACACACACACUUGCCAUAUGAGAAGUUCCUCCUUUGUUUUUGUUUUGGGGGUAACCGGUUUGGUGACCCCGUUCGGUUUAUGCGCCCCAAACAUCACGGUACGAAUACGAUCUAUGAGCUAGCUUCAAAGGAACAGUCGAGUACCCAAAGGAUAUUUCCUUUUUUCUGACGCUCAUACGGAAUCGAACGAAAUACAAAAACACCCUCUAGCUAGCCUUUGAAAUUCCUAAAUACUUUAUUGAACUUAGCGGACAACGGACAUUCAUUAAAUUGAAGCAAAAUCAAGCGAAUAAAAUUUAAAUUAAUAUUAAUGCAUCUUAAGGAAAUCUUAUAGGUAAAUUAUACAAUACAUAAACAACAUUGAAAAUGUGCGAUGCGAGGUCAGGAUAAAUGGGAGCUUGAAUCAGAGAACUGUACGAGUUUAUCGAAAGAAUUUCAUAGCCCCCAAAUAGUCCCAAUAAGGUAUUACGUAACGAAAACCUUUUUUGUAUUUUUUUUUUGGUAGCAGAAGUGGUGAAGCACAAAAUGCACUCGAGACAUAUACGAUAUAUAGGCGUAAUGACGAAUUCAAGCAAGAUCUUAACAAAUUGUACAAUAAUUUCCACAAUACAUUUAUGUGAGGAUAAUAUAUAUUCAUAUAUACAAAUCUAUAUGUAUAUGCAUUUACACAUAGGUUGCGUUCCAGUUUCCGAAUCUUGUUCUCUAUACUUUUUAAAAUCGUUUUCGAAUAAACUUUUUUUGUAUAACUUAGACAAACCACGAAAAAUUGUUGUUAAAAAAUGCAUUUACAUUACGAAAAGAUAAGCGAGUUGAGCGUUUUAAUAAGCAAAGAAAAAUGAAAAAUUGUUACCACAAAUUUAUGCAUUCAUACGAAAAGGAAAAAACCAGAUGGGUUAAGCAAAAGGAAAUAAAUUAAUAAAUAUAUAUAUAUGUAUGCACUUUCAUUAUUUAACGAUUUCAUAUAGGCGAAAAUGAUGAUUAUGAUGAGGAGCAGGCAGAACAUUAAUUGAAAACUAUUCAUUAAAGUGACAAAAACAUACUUAAACAAA